UGUUUGAGGUUGGACCGUAGGGAGACAGCAGAGAAGCGCACUGACUCCAUACGCGCAAGUGGAUGAAAGGAGCUUCAUGCAAUGGAGAAACUGAGCCGCAGUGCAGAGAUUGGCACUCUUUAAACCCAGGAACAAGUGAAGAGACCUUUGUAUGUGGCAAGGGGGAAUGAGGAGUAGGAUAAAGAGUUUUAAUGAAGAGUUGAGCUUGUUUUCCACAAUGGCACGGAUUUGCUCUCAUGCAAAUGCGCACUUUGCAAAGAUGACAUAGCACUUGAGAAAAUGGGAUUCCUCCAGGAACAGAACUCACUCACGACCUGAAUGAAAAGUGAACAGGGAUUUUACUUUAAUCGGAACUCAGUUUUGGAGUUUUUCUGCUCCUUGUCUUGACAAGCCUCGGUUGUGAGUGAACGCAGAGUGAAAUAUGAAUCUGGGCAAAGCACUUCUCUUUUUCCUCCUCUCAAAUUGUGUGACAAUGACUUUGUCGCUAUCCACUUGCACCACUGUGGACAUUGACCACAUAAAGAAAAAGAGAGUGGAGGCGGUCCGGGGACAAAUUCUCAGUAAACUGCGACUGACCAGUCCGCCUCAAACAACAGGUCCAAGUCAAGUACCGUUUCAGGUUUUGGCCCUUUAUAACAGCACCAAGGAGCUCAUUGAGGAGCUGGGACGAGAUAGGCAGCAGAGUUGUGGACAGGAUAACACGGAGACUGAGUAUUAUGCCAAAGAGAUUUACAAGUUCAACAUGAUCAAUGGUCCACCAGAAAACAAUGACCUCACCUAUUGCCCCAAGGGUAUCACCUCAAAGGUAUUCCGCUUCAACGUCUCAGCCAUGGAGAAGAACUCCACCAACUUGUUCCGGGCCGAGUUUCGAGCUUUGCGGAUCCCCAACCCCGGUGCCAAGAAAAACGAGCAGAGGAUUGAGCUCUACCAGAUCCUCCAGAAAGACGACCCCAAAGCAAAACAGCGCUACAUUGGGGGUAAGAACGUCCUGACCAAGGGAACGCCUGAGUGGGUCUCCUUCGAUGUUACAGAGACAGUGAGGGAGUGGCUGAUGUACCGACAGACCAAUCUUGGCCUGGAGAUCAGCGUCCACUGUCCCUGCCACACUUUCAGGCCCAAUGGCGACAUUAUAGAGAAUGCCAAUGAGGUACUAGAGGUCAAGUUCAAAGGUAUGGAAGCAGACUACGAUGAUAAGAAAAAACAGAAGGAGCAGCUCUACCCCCACCUCAUCCUCAUGAUGCUCCCUCCCCACAGACUGGAUGCCCAGUCCACCUCCCGCAGGCGCAAGCGGGCCCUUGACACCAAUUAUUGCUUCAACAAUUAUGAGGAGAACUGCUGUGUGCGACCACUAUAUAUUAAUUUCCGCCAGGACUUAGGCUGGAGGUGGAUCCAUCAACCUGAAGGAUACUACGCUAACUUCUGCUCUGGUCCCUGUCCUUACCUUCGCAGUGCAGACACCACCCACAGUUCGCUGCUGAGCCUGUACAACACUUUGAACCCGGAGGCCUCUGCCUCACCCUGCUGUGUUCCUCAGGACUUAGAGCCCCUCACCAUCCUCUACUAUGUGGGUCGCUCCCCUAAAGUUGAGCAGCUCUCCAACAUGGUCGUCAAGUCCUGCAAGUGCAGCUAAAUGGCCUCGGAGCCCAGCGAGACAUGGGAUGUGACAGCUCCCAGCACUACUCAGGAGCGGGUAUAAAGGGGUCGGGUUAGUUGCCCGUACAUCAGCAUUGCCCGAACUCUCUAGAAAAGAAAGACGCAGCCCAACACUCUGCUCACAAUCGUCGGCAGCAUUUACCUACAAGACUCAUCAAUCACCACUUCACUAACAACGCUCUCAGACCUCUUGUUGAUCUUCAGCAAUCGCCUUUUGACGUUAGUAUUUGAUGUUCAUUUCCUACUCCAGCAUUUCGAACAACCUGUCCCUCGGUGUUACAUGACAUCAAUAUUAAAAGCUCAUUUUCAACAAAAGAGGAACAAAACAAAAAUGUCUGGUGAUGACGGCUGGAUUUUCAAGGACACACAAACAACUGCAGUCUGAAAGAGAUAACGAUACAGACUGAACUCAGCAUGAUUUGAGGGUAAUACAAGAGUGACUGUUUGCUCAAAGCAAACACUUUCCUCAGCCGUUAAAUGCUUGGCCCUGACACACAGGACCCGUUUGAAUGUCCAAGCUGGAAAUGAACGCUGUGCUGCCACAGCUCCCAACACUGUUCAUUGAAGAUUCAAUGCUGUUAGAUAAAAAUGUUAGGAAAAUAAAACAUGCUGGAAACCAACCUUUAUUCAAAGUAGUAUUUCGAUGGUUAUGUUUACCUCUGUAAUGCAACAGGAUGGUGAUUCCAGGGAUUAUUUUGUUUAAAGUGAAGCCUUCCGUUGUAUCAACAUUGUAUGUCACUAAGUGAACACUUAACUAGAUCACGAACUGUAAAUGUUUUUAUUAUUACUCUUGGAAACACUUUUUUAAUUAAAAAAUGGACAGUUGGAUAGUA
This is a messenger RNA of Sphaeramia orbicularis (orbiculate cardinalfish), 2486 nucleotides long. RefSeq names its product transforming growth factor, beta 3 (gene tgfb3). Gene Ontology annotation, cellular component: extracellular region. Lineage: Eukaryota; Metazoa; Chordata; Actinopteri; Kurtiformes; Apogonidae. The transcript is spliced from 7 exons. Gene Ontology annotation, molecular function: transforming growth factor beta receptor binding; cytokine activity; growth factor activity. Gene Ontology annotation, biological process: regulation of cell population proliferation; transforming growth factor beta receptor signaling pathway. The coding region runs from base 422 to 1630 and encodes 402 amino acids. The record is from RefSeq and is a predicted model, not a curated record.